UACCAUAGACGCUAUUUCAUGAGUGGGGUAGGGUAUAUUUAAAGGUUUGUAUAAAUUAGAAUCUGGUAAAGUAUGAGUUGUGUAUUUUAGAAACAAUAACAUACAAUACAAACAAUUUUCACCAAACAAGUUUUUAUUACAUAUUUGUAGGUUUCGUCGAACUCUUUUGCUUUUUGUUUGACAAGAGCUUCCAAAAACAAAUUUGUGAUGCUCUUCUGUAUUCAGUGUUUAGAAAAUCGUCUUCGAUGACAUCAGGACCUAAUGAAGUCAUCACCUUGUCAAUUUGAGCAACUGUGAGCUCUUUUCUGAAGUCCUCUUUAUUAACGUUCAACAUUUUUGUUGUUUUGUUUAUCAUGAUUGUUUAAAAAGAGAUAUGUUUACAAAAAUUUAUCGCAGGUAUCGCCAUAGCCAGUUUUACUUCAUAACUAGGCACAAAUAGCUACUAAAUCAUUUCAGUACCAUGAUCCAUCCUUAUGUUAGAGACUAUUUUCCUUGUCUGGUAUAAGUACUGGAGGUACAAGUUUCCAAUGAUGUGUGGAUCACGGACUUUACAGGAUGCUUCAAGGCCACAAUAGUAAAUUUCCAAUCAAAAACGAAAUUGAUUGGAACUUACAAUAGUGAUUUUUGGAACCUGAUUGGUUAAUGCCUCCGUCCAGAUUGAAACUGAAAGAUUUGUCUUGCUUUUGGAGUUACUAUUUUGAACUAGCUUUUCUUCACUACAGGGCUUGUUUCAUCACCUCUCAAAAUGUUUUACUGGCACGCACGUGUUAACGGCGAAAUGCAUUAUAGUAUACUAUAGCAGUUCUCAUCCAAGCUAGAUUUUCAAUUUAAUUUUUUAAAUUCAAUUUAUGUUUUAAAUUAAAAAACUUAAAAGUUAAAGUAAAAUAAUUUUAAAUUAAAUUUAAAAUAAAACAAAAAUAAAGCUGAAACUUUUUUAAAAGCAAAAUAAAUAAAAAUACAAAAAGCACAUUAAAAGUAAAUUAACUUCAGAGUAGAAAUAAAGUAAAAGUAAAUAGAAAAAAAUUGUUAAAUGUAUAAAAACGCAAAUUAGUCAGUUUUUUAUGUGCCAGUUCUUGGCCACCAUACUGGUGUUUUUAAAAAUAGCAAAGCAAGGGGCCAUGAAUUUCCUGUGUUUGAUAUUGACACGAAAAAAAAUUAGUUAUAGUUCUGCUAAAACAGGGUGUCCAUUUGCAAAAUCCUUUUCUAUAAUAUUAUUUUGGAAGUCAUCCCCUACAUGUCAGCAAUAUUAAAUUGUGCUUUAAAAAAAAAUUUAUAGUCAAUUUAUAAAUUCAAAAUCUAAUGGUCGUGAUGACAGAGGUUUUUCGAGUACCUCAGUUUGAUGAAAACAAAAAGUGAGUAGGAAACAAAAUUAAAAUUUAGAAUAAAAAAAAAUUGAAGUGAAUGUUACGUUAAAAUAUUUUGUUGAUAUUCCGAUAUAAACAGCCUUGUGUCAAAUACAUCUGGUUGUUUUACGUGAUUAUCAACUGUCAGACCUUCUCUUAUUUUGUUAAUCUGGUUUUGCUGGUAAAAACAGACACUAAUCUUUAGUUGGCAAUAAAUGGUUGUGAAAUCUGCUAUUCGCUAAUUUUACUUGUGACAUAAAAAGUGACAGUGAUGAAAAACUAAACUGAACAGAUGGUUUUAAACUGAUCUCAUUGACGGUAAUAUUACUGAUAAAAAAAGCUUUUUAAUCAACGUUUUAAUAUGCUUUUUACUAAUUUUGAUUUUAUCUUUUUCUUUUUUUGGUAUAUAAAGUUUAUUAAAAUAAAGUUUAGAAUUUUGCUUCUGGUUUUUAACUGCUGUAGUUCACACAUGAGCAUUUUAUUUUACUCCAUUGUAAAAUGAACAAGACAUCUUACAAUAGUGAAGGGACUGGUAGUAUUAUGUUGGAAAUUGCGGGCAUAACUAUUUUCAUUCUUGGUGUCAUUGGAAACAUGCUUUUGCUUGUUUGUCUCACCAAGUUGAGAUACCUCAAAAAUUUAUUUGAAAAGCUCCUCUUUAACUUAGCCUGUUGCAAUCUCUUGUUGCUUUUACUGUCAAUACCAACCAGUCAUGUGAUUGAUCGAAAGAAACCAAACUAUCCGUUUGGAGCUGCCGGCUGCAAGUUAAUUGAUCCUUGCUCAACAUAUGCUGCGAAUGCUACUGCACUCACUUUAGUAGCAAUUGCAAUCCAAAGGUACAAUGUGACAGCUAGAAGAAUAAUUGAUAUUCCGACAGCUCGAAAACAAUUCAUAGCGAUAUUUAGUAUCCACUUUGUGUCAUUUUUAAGCAUUAUCCCGUUUAUGAUGUCUUUACGCUAUUUGUAUUUGAGAUGCAAUGAAAAAUGGAGCGUAAGAUCUCGCCGGAUUUACACCAUAUUACUGUUCUGUUUCCAGUAUGCCAUUCCAGUGCCCACAAUGGCAGUGUUAUACACAAAGUCUUGGCUGGUCAUUUAUGAUUCGCUAUCAUAUGUUGCGUCCAUUACAAUACGGCACGAGCAAAAGCAGUUCGAGGAAGCAGAAAAGAGUUCAGCUGAAACCAACGACAAAAUCCGAGAUAUUGAAGCAGAAAAGAAAUCUAUACAGGAUGGUGUCGAAAAUGCAAGCCCAAGAAUCUUCUGCGCCGUUUAUUACAUCAUGCCAAAGAACGUAAAGCGUUGUGAAGAGAUUAUUGGUUCUAACCACGUCCAAACAAAAGCCUUUCAAAUAAGACUACGACAAAGUCGAAAUAUCUUAAAGAUGUUUUCAGCCAUUGUUGUUCUUUAUGCGAUCUUUUUCUUACCGCACCAUCUGUUGUGGUUGUACAUAGAUUUUGCGUCAGUCGAAGAGGACAUGUUACAGCCGUGGUUAGUUCAAAUAACCUAUUUAAUGACAUACAUCAAUAGCGUUUUAAACCCUUGGAUGCAUGGAAAACUAAGGAAAAGAUUUAGAGCCAAGAUCAGAGAACUCAGAAGCAAUAUGUUUUGAGAAAGAAAGACUUCAUGAGAAAAGCUUACAAUUCUUGUGUUUUUCGUGUAGUUUUUUGAAAAUCAAACUAAGGUAUUCGAAAAACCCCUGUCAUCACGACCAUUAGAUUUUGAAUUUAUAAAUUGACUAUUGCACUAAAGGCAAUCAUGAUCAAAUUAAACAUUUUGAUUAUAACGAUGACAUUAAAUGUUUAAUUUUAACACCCAGUAUUGUCUUUAUCCACAAUUGACUCCAUUUUUAAUUAAAUACGAAUGUGUAUGUAUGGGCACUGGUCAAGGUAUGCUGAGUCUAGUAAAGGAACCGACUAAUUAUAUUUACACGCAUUACUAUCUUUGCUCCGAAAAUGGACUAAUAAAUAGACCUAUCGUUGUUUAAGUCUUCUUUAAAAGUUCGAAAUCUUUUAGACUGCAUGAUGUUUAAUUCUCUUGUAAAUAUACUCUAUUUUAAGUGUAAUUUUAGUUCAUUCUUUAUCCAGCCCGUUCCAGUUGGCUGAGUAAAAAAUAAAAAAACUUAAUUUUAAAGUUUGAAUAUUACCUGACUUAAUGACUUAACAUCAGCUUCUGAUUUAUUGCACUGUUUUACUGUAAGUUUGCGUAUUCGCUUAUUUUGCUAACAAACUGCUGUGUUGCUGCAACUCCAGACAGUAAAAAAGAAGAUUGGAUUUCAGUCGUAAACACAAGCAAUUGAUUACGUUAUAACGUGCACUUCAAACUUUACAAAGUGCACUUAGAACCUUGGUUAUUUGGUUACAUCCAAAAUCUUAAUGGUACUUAUUUUUACUGAUCACACCUCUAUUCUCUAUUUUCGAAACCUUUCAGGCCAUGGAGCAGAUUGUUCAUAACACUGACAUCGUGAAAAGUGCAGCUGGCACAUCUUCGACACUGUGUACUUAGCCUACACCCCUGCCAAACCAUUUUUCCGCGC
Molecule: messenger RNA, 3869 nt
Organism: Hydractinia symbiolongicarpus
Lineage: Eukaryota; Metazoa; Cnidaria; Hydrozoa; Anthoathecata; Hydractiniidae
Product: gastrin/cholecystokinin type B receptor-like
Exons: 1
Coding region: 1842-2945 (367 amino acids)
Biological process (GO): G protein-coupled receptor signaling pathway
Cellular component (GO): membrane
Molecular function (GO): peptide binding; G protein-coupled receptor activity
Source: RefSeq, a predicted model, not a curated record